Molecule: messenger RNA, 1063 nt
Organism: Folsomia candida
Lineage: Eukaryota; Metazoa; Arthropoda; Collembola; Entomobryomorpha; Isotomidae
Product: neuronal acetylcholine receptor subunit alpha-7-like
Exons: 1
Coding region: 249-1025 (258 amino acids)
Biological process (GO): monoatomic ion transmembrane transport; chemical synaptic transmission; signal transduction
Cellular component (GO): postsynaptic membrane; synapse; neuron projection
Molecular function (GO): acetylcholine-gated monoatomic cation-selective channel activity; transmembrane signaling receptor activity
Source: RefSeq, a predicted model, not a curated record
AUAAUACACACAUUAAUAGCACAAUAAUACAGGCAGUUUACAAAGGGUGUGUCCGUUCAAUUCAUGAUACUCGAGUUCAUCUUCAAUAUGCACACAUUAUUCACUAUAAUUUGUCUAAUUCGCUAAUUUUAACCUUACGCAUUUAUGUAUAGUUUUUAUUACUGCGUUGCAUAUAAUACUAUUUCUUUCUCAAACUAAAAUACACAUGUACAUAGAUUCCAUUGUAAUAAAAUAUUUCAAGAUUUAAAAUGGUCUAUAUCUUAAUUUUCCUAAGCCUCAUAUUUGGCUGUGUCAUUUUUCUGCCACCUUCAUCCCCCUCACCCACAGAAGGUCUCCUCAUAAACUCCCUUCUUGCCCAGUACAACAAACUAACGCGUCCAAUCCCAUCAGAGAGCAUCGUUCUCUCCGUCAAGAUGGGAAUGGCUCUUCUCCAGAUAAUCGACGUGAAUGAAAAACAGCAAAUAAUCACCAUCAACACUUGGCUGCGCCUUGUUUGGCAUGAUGUAAAUCUCGUGUGGAAUGCUUCCGAGCACGAUAAUAUUUCCAUAGUUCGAAUUCCUUCCAACCUGAUCUGGAUGCCAGACAUUCUCCUCUACAACAUGGCGGACGAAGAGUUGUUUCAAUCCAUGCAUCAUCGUGGGAGCUUUAUAAAUGCGUACAUCAAAAACGACGGGACCGUGCUGCACGUGCCUCCAAUGAUUUUGAAAUCCACCUGCAAAAUGGAUGUGACCUGGUUUCCGUUCGAUGAACAAGUUUGCGACAUAAAAUUCGGCAGUUGGACCUAUUCUGGGCUACAAAUGAACUUGAGUCUGAUGGAAAAUAGCACCCAAAGUAUGGAUACCAGUGGUUACAUACCACAUGGGGAAUGGAAGCUGACUGGAAUUGAAGCAUUGAGGAACGAAAAAUUUUACGAGUGCUGUCCAGAACCUUAUGUUUCGAUUACGUUUAAAAUAAACAUCAAACGGCAAAGCAUGUAUUUUUUCUUCAAUCUUAUCGUCCCUUGCCUUCUAAUUGGUACAAACUAAUUUCAAGUUAUUUUUUAGUAAAUGUAAUUGAAUGAUAA